AUGACACUCAGUGUUCAGUCGGCUGUGUAUCAGCAAUCCGGUGCCCACUCAUCUUUUGACGGCAGUCAGCUUGAGCAGGACAGGUUGAAUCCUCAUCACCAGGAUUACCGCAACAGUGCAACUGUACAAUCCUAUCCAACGCCAUCCCAACACAUUCCUUCUGUUAAUAUCAAUGCGGCUAUAGCCUCGUCCUUGAAGCUAAAGAAUUCUAGUCCCCCAUCUCAACAAGUGGAUUCUUCACUUGACCUUUUAAAUAAAAUUAUAUCCUUUCAUAAGUCCCCAGCGACACCCUUGGAUAGUCUCAUUAUGGCCCAUAUUGAACAUAUGCCCAAUUCGACAGUCUUGAUGAAUGCUCGUAAUGAGAAAAGCCUGUUUUGUUUUCUUCAAUUUCGCAUAGGUUGUCCAAAGGCUGCGUACCUCUUUUCUGACACAGAGCUCAUUCGGUGCUGUAAGGGUGCUCAGUCGGCCCUCCCUCGUGUCAAUUUGGGCCUUCGAAACGCUGGAAACACUUGUUACCUCAACUCCGUUCUCCAGUGUCUCCUGGCAACUGGUGCACUGCUAUACUUCGUCAGGGAAAAACAUAGCAAGCCUGGUGUCUGUAUCUACGCAAAUAACAAAAACGGUCGACGGUUCUGUGCGCUCUGCGCUCUCUUUCGACUCUUUCAGGAGCACGGCCAGCAAAACAACCACUCUCUGGUGCCUCAGUCUAGUGGUGACUUUCUCAACCGCACUAGCUUCGGCUCUACUACUCCUGCCCUCUUCGCUACGAAUGUUCGGGCUGUUUGUCCAAACCUGCGAGUUUACGCACAGGAAGAUGCUCAUGAAUAUUUGCUGGGUUUGCUCUCGCGAAUGGAAGAAAGCGUGGUUUCUGGUGUUGGAAAGCUGCCGCGCUCCACGCUCGACACAAAUGUGAUUCGUCGGAUUUUCGGUGGUGUUACGCGCUCUGAAGUGACAUGCAACACUUGUCACAAAGUUUCCCUUCGGAACGAUCAGUGGUUUAAUCUGUCGAUGGAUAUCACGUACGCUCGUAGUCUGCAGCAAUGUCUGGUUAAUUACACCCAGACUGAGAUACUCCAAGGUGCCAACGCUUACAAAUGUGAAACUUGUCAGCAGCUGCGACACGCGAAACGCUGUUGUCGCGUCUUUCGUGCCCCUCCUAUCCUCAUAGUUCAGUUCAACAGGUUUUCACGUAGUCAAAAGCUCGACUUUCACAUAGACUUCCCCGCUUCCUUCAAUAUGCGCCCCCACAUGACUCCCUCGAGUGGUUCGCCGGUGGUCUAUCAUCUCUACGCUACUCUUAACCACGAGGGCAUUACGUGUCGCUCCGGUCACUAUGUGGCAUUUAGCAAGCGCAGGAACCAAUGGUUCUUUCACAAUGAUAACGUAGUGACCUCAACGACUCAAGAGUACGUGCUGCGGCAGUCGCCUUAUUUACUUUUUUAUCAGUUGGCCUCUCCCGAGGCUGUUUUGGGUUUGACUUCCGUCGGUGGCAGUGCCGGUCAGCCCCAGUUAGAUGCCAAGCCCGCUGGUUCGGCUUCUACGCCGACUUCACCGCCAUUGGGUCCUUGUAAGCCCGCAGCGUCAGAAGGGGCCAUCGACAUAGCAUCGAUUCCUUUACCUCCUGGACCUGCUCGACCAAAACCUGCCUUCGUAUUCCAUCCCCGUGUUCUCGCCAAACCCACUCCCCUCCUUCCCCAGUCUUCAUCAGCGCCACCUGUUGGUGUUCCAGGUGAGAAACUAAUUCUAGCAUCGCAAGAUUUCGCACUAUCACUUCACACUACGAGGAAGUACAAUUCUCCAAAGCUCUCAAAUGGUGGUAGUCGUUUCAGCCAAGAUAUCGAAAACAGUCAUCUCGGCUCGUCCAACAAUACGGCACACAAUCGAAGUACAGUUGGUACUUCAAGUAGUGGUAGCAGCGGAAGCAGUAGUAGCAGUGGUACUGAAAGUACUGAGACUAGUGUAGAAUGGGUUCCGAUGACCAAAACUGAUUUGCUGCAGCAACAACCUCACAAACGUGCCCACGGUGAAUGCUGUAGCGUUAGAUCCCCCUCGUCUCUCGAUGAUGGAGUUUCAGCUGGUCCAAAGGUGGCGAAGAAGGAUUGUAACGAGGAAGUUAACGAUGUGCGGAAAUUUCAUCACAAUAAAAGACACAAGAAGAUGAGGAGUCACAAGCACAGGCAUCGUCAUCAUCGCAAACAUCGACACAAGAGGAGGCGGUCACGCGAUUAG
This is a messenger RNA of Hydatigera taeniaeformis, 2229 nucleotides long. The record is from the annotation of a GenBank genome assembly. Lineage: Eukaryota; Metazoa; Platyhelminthes; Cestoda; Cyclophyllidea; Taeniidae.